Molecule: messenger RNA, 306 nt
Organism: Echinostoma caproni
Lineage: Eukaryota; Metazoa; Platyhelminthes; Trematoda; Plagiorchiida; Echinostomatidae
Source: the annotation of a GenBank genome assembly
GCGGCUCGUGCUUUCAAGAAAUUUCUGCCCCUGUUUGACCGCGUAUUGGUCCAACGGUUUGAGGCUGAAACUCUGACCAAAGGCGGCAUAAUGAUCCCGGAAAAAGCCAAGGGCAAAGUUCUGGAAGCGACAGUAAUUGCACAUGGGCCUGGGUACAAGAAUGAGAAGGGUGAAAUUACACCGAUGUGCGUCACGGUUGGUGACAAGGUCUUUCUUCCGGAAUACGGUGGGACGAAAGUCGUUCUUGAUGAUAAGGAGUAUUUUUUGUUCCGAGAAUCGGACAUCCUGGCAAAAUUCGAGUCUUGA